This is a messenger RNA of Penicillium malachiteum, 1884 nucleotides long. RefSeq names its product Zn(II)2Cys6 transcription factor. Gene Ontology annotation, molecular function: sequence-specific DNA binding; zinc ion binding; DNA-binding transcription factor activity, RNA polymerase II-specific. The transcript has 2 exons. Gene Ontology annotation, biological process: DNA-templated transcription; positive regulation of transcription by RNA polymerase II. Bases 1 to 1884 code for a protein of 627 amino acids. Lineage: Eukaryota; Fungi; Ascomycota; Eurotiomycetes; Eurotiales; Aspergillaceae. The record is from RefSeq and is a predicted model, not a curated record.
AUGCCCACGGCCACUACUUUCCUAGAUAGCCCGCUGCUCAAAGUGAGUCGACCUGUCGCUGCUUGCUCACGUUGUCGAACGGCGAAGAUCAAAUGUGAUGGCAAGCUUCCUGCAUGUUCUGCUUGUGAGAAGGUCGGCAAAGCAAGUACCUGCUCAGGAGCCAGCGAUGAGUUUGCCAAAGGGAAAGAACGCAGUUAUGUUGCGUCUCUCGAGGGCUACUGCGAGAAACUAGAAAAGAAACUGGGCCAAAUACGAAAUCGCCAGACUUCCUUAUCGAUAGAGGGGAAUGGGUUGGCUCGGGAGGUGUCUAUCACAGCGACCUCAUCGGCUGGUCCUCCCGGUCCAGCGCAUCGCCGAGAGGUCUCGGAUAUUGAUGAUCUAGUCGGUGAUUUUGGCUUCUUAUCUGUGAAUGCGACUUCGCGCGAUUUCCAUGGCAUUACCUCCACCACCAGUUUUGCCAAUUUACUCUUAUCCGUCGCUACAGUUGGAUAUCCCCCAUCGCCAGUCUCCAAUCCACUCCCCGCGCGGCAUGAAGCGACCCCAUUACUGCAACACUAUUUUGAUAAUAUCUUUGUCCAAUUGCCGUUCUUUGUGGAGACUGGAUUUUGGACGUCUGUGGAUGCGGUUUAUCAAUCGCAAGGUCGCUUUGCCAAACCCUUCGAUCACUGGAUGCUCCGAAUGGUUCUGGCAAUCUCCUCCGCAUCGAUUUCUUAUCAAAACAAUGACAAGAACCAUCAACGAGCCCUAGGAUUAGUAACGGAGGCUCUCACCUAUGCUGAGGAUGUGCUUCGUCCAGGGUCAAUCCUGGGUAUUCAAUCAAUUCUCCUUCUGGCCCAAUAUGCUCUGGUGGAUCCGGGCCGCUUUCGUAGCUGGUACCUGGUAGGCAUGGCGAUCAGGGUCGCGGUGGAUCUGGGGCUGCAUCAAGACCCGCCCGCUGAGGUGCUAUCAAAUUCCAGUCGAUUGGACAUUCGUCGGCGCGUCUUCCAUUGUCUUUACGCCUUGGACAGAGGAAUGAGUACUUCACUCCAACGGACCUUCUCAUUUUCCGACGACUCGGUCAACGUCGCCAUGCCAUCAGCCAGUAGCUCGACCGGUUCUUCGCCUGCAGAACAGAGCCACAUUUUCCUCCGAAGUCCUGCCCCAGCUCUUCAUAUCGUCAAGAUUCGUCAAAUUUUAUCAACCGGGUACUCAGAUAUGUACUACAGUUCCCGAGAGCCAUCGCCACAACCCUUCGUGCAAAUCUGGACCCUUUGCUACCGAACACGACAAUGGUUCCAUGAAUGUCCCAAAAAUGCCCCCAACCACUUUUCCCUUCUCUACCGACUCGAGCUUCUUUACACUAUGAUCAUUCUUCUCUCUUCUUCUCAUCGAUACCCCGUUCUUUGCGACUACAACAAAGCGCUCCUCUUCGACCGUUGCAUGGACUAUAUUAGUCAAAUACACCAAGUCCUGGAGAAUCCUACCGCUCUUCCCUUCUUGACCUUUCUCGAUAUCCAACGAGUCCAACAGGUGUCUCGUCACUUUGUGGAGAUUCUUUCCCAAAAUUUCGACUUUCUUCUAGGGCCAACUGUCCCCCAUCCACCCACUGUCCCCGCGGGUACCCCUGAUCCUCCAAUCCUUGCAGAAGAGGAUCGGAUCAACUGUCGUCCCCGUGCAAUCCGCUGUCUCACUUACAUCCGAGACUUGCUCAAAUAUUGUGCUCGCAAGUGGGAUAUUCAAACCCCACUCCAGGAAUUCGAGCAGGAAUCUGCAUCACUCGAGCAUAUGCUUGUGGAUGGGUCACCGAUGGGCUACAUGGCGACCUCGAACCAGGAGGCUUAUUUCGAAGGAACUUCUGGGAUGCCGCUGGCCGGCACUGAAUAUCCGGGAUAUCAUUUGGGGUAA